This is a messenger RNA of Chondrus crispus (carragheen), 342 nucleotides long. RefSeq lists its product as hypothetical. Lineage: Eukaryota; Rhodophyta; Florideophyceae; Gigartinales; Gigartinaceae. The transcript has a single exon. The coding region runs from base 1 to 342 and encodes 113 amino acids. The record is from RefSeq and is a predicted model, not a curated record.
AUGCAGCUCCGGCCGCCCGCAUCCCCCGCCGCCAACGACUCGCAUCGCAAGCUCGGGUGGGGCGACGUGGUGGGGUCGAUUGUGGCGGCGGCGACGUCGACCGAGGUCAUGCACCACGCGAUGCAGGACCUGUUCCCGCGCAACAAGUACUUCCGGUUCCACCCGACGACGGACUCCACGCAGAUCGACGAGACGCAUCCGGACGCGCUGGCGUCGUUCGCCGGCGAGGCCCAGGCGUACAUCCGCGAAAAGCGGCAGGACUUGGACCUUGUGGCCGCCAUCCUCCGGCCUAAGACGCCGCAGGGGCUGUGGAUGCGCUUCCGCGACGCGCUCGGCAAUUAG